UCUUCAGUCUUCUGUCACUUCCAUAAUUCAGACUUCCUGACAUCACUACGUAAGGUAGGUAGUUACCCAGAGGCUCAAAUUCAAAAAAUAAUUAGGUAGUCACAUGGGAGCCGCAUCAUCAUCCGUGCCAUCCAAGGCUUCCGGUUUUUGCCACAUCUGAGGCCCCGUGGGAAGGCACGGCCAUCCAUACCUGGGUAUACGAAGUACCUCGCCCCCAAAAAGUUGCCCACUUUCAUUUCAUUCUGUGCAUAUUCACGACUAUUCAUCAACAUAGGUAACUUGAAACAACAACAUUAUGGACGCCAACCUUAAACCCGUCGUCAAAUCCAUUCUCGAGGCCGGCACCAAGGCCUACAACCCCAAGCAGCCCAAGAACACCAAGGCCAUCAAGGAACUUGACGAGCUGAUCGAUAGGACCAGGACCCCCACCGCCAUAGCCGCCCUCAACAGCCUACUAAAGCCAGGCGUGGUCCCAGAAUGGUUGCACCGCCCGCUCAAGCAAAAGUUAACGCGAGUUCCGGCCGAGCAUUCAGACGGCGUUCGGGCUACACUGGAGUUCGUCGCCUCGGUCCAUCCCUCGAGCACGGUAAACGUGUCCGAGGCUGCAGUCCCGCAGGCGAAGGGAGCCAACAUCACCCACGAGACGCUCAAACUUGCCUCCUGGGCCAUCUCUAACCCACCACAAUCCAUAACCCCCGAGGCGUGGUACUCGGCCAUCGCGCCCCAGUUGUUUGUGUUGCUUGAUGGAGGCGAAGGGCCGGACUUGGUCAGGGCUGCCGCCUACAUUAUCGGUUUUGGUAUUUUGGGGAGAGGACCUUCGGGGGGCCCAGGGACCGCCGGCCACAAAUUUAUUGCAGAGCCCAUGCUAGACUACCUUAGGCCGCCUUCUCGACUCUGCCACGAGGCCGAUAUCGACGCUGGUGAAGUCGUCGACCUGAGCAAAGACAGGACUGUUGUCUCGUACGACAACCUAGCUACGGCGCUUCACCGGUUGCAUGCCGUGUUGUCCGGGCAUCCCAACCCAAGCCUUUGCCGGCGGCUCCUCUUUCAUAUGGCCCUCCCACUCUGGGCUCUUGCAUCCUGGCCCACGCCGUCGCCGCCCGUUGCAGCCAAGGUGUGCACACCCGCGCUAGACUUGCUAAAGAUUCGGACCAAGUUGAUUGGAGACCCCGGCGUCGUCUUGUUGUUAGCUCGGAACCUUGACUACAAUGGUGGUCACGACAAGAGGAACCCGGAAUGGAUAUUCAAAUCCACAGGAGAUGGUUUGAUUCAGAUCGUAGCCACCAAACAUCAACCUCUAGGGAACACCGGCCCGCCAACACCGCGGCUCACACUAGAGGGUAUGGACGACAAAGUAUCCAAGCUUUUGGACAUUAUCUCAUCGACUCUUACCGACGAAAAGAUCUCUUUGGGCUUCCUAGAACUGUUCAAGAGAUGGAGCGAGUCCGCACGGCGUUCAAACGUCGACGGUAUCGCCGUCAAGCAGGAAGAGGAGGAGGAGGAUCCAUGGGCUCGAUUUGGCGAGACCAAGGUGCUCCAAGGUAUGAUGCAGAGGUUCCCCGAGAAGCUUGCUACACAGCCGAAGCACGUCCUUGUUCUCGUCAGCCAGAUACUAGGUUCCCCGGGAGAUAGCCCAGACGGCGACGACAAGGUAACCGGCGUGGCGCUCAGCCUCCUCAGCACCGUCAUCACCGCCUCUGGGUUUCAAAAAUCUCAAGUCGAUGCGGAGGUUCUUACCGUAAUCGAGUCGUCCCUCGAUAGGCUCUCCAAAGCCAGCACCGACCUCUCUAAAACCGCCUCCAACCUUGGCCUACUCCUCCGCUACCGCGACGAACUCGACCCAGCCGGCCCCACCACCACGGCACCUACCGACCGGCAAGUCGAGGACCGCAAAACCUACAAGCUCGCCAUCUCGUACAUCGUCGACCCCGAGUCCCCACCCCCGGUGCGCUCCGAAGGCCUAAACCUCCUCUCCACCCUAAUCACCGCCCACUCCUCCAUCCUCGACAUCCCCGGCAUCUUAGUCCUCCUCUCCUCCCUCAUCGCCGACACCGACGAGUACAUCUACCUGCGCGUCAUCAAGCUAUACACCCAACUCUGCGACGCCCACCCCAAAUCCGUCGUCCACGAGAUCACCGAGGGCUUCUUCGACACGAACGAGGCCCGCCCGCUCGACGCGCGCCUGCGCUUCGGCGAGGCCCUGCUGCAGGUCAUCCAGCGCCUGGGCGAGACCUUUGCCGGCGCGCUCGCGCACGAGACGGGCGUCGCGCUGGUCGCCGCCGCCGGCCGCCGCGCGCGCAGGCCCAAGACGGAGGCGCGACAGCUCGCCGCGGCCAAGGCGCGCGAGAAGAGGAAUCGGGAGGCGGCCGAGGCGUGGGAUGGCGAGGUGCCGGAUAUGGGGGACGAUGAGGAGGAGGAAGAUAUAACGGCGGAGGAGAAGCUCCGGGAUGAGGUUCUUGGGCGGAUCGUGGAAGGGUGGGAUGGCAAGCAGGGCGCCGAGGAUGUCAGGGUGCGCGCGUCGGCGCUGUCGAUCCUCGGCGCGGCUGUGGAGGUCAAUGUCGCUGGGCUGGGUCGCGACGUGGUGGCGGGCGCGGUGGAUCUGUGUGUGUCGGUGCUGCAGAUGGAGAAGGAGGUGGAGAAGGGGAUCUUGAGGCGGGCUGCUGUCGUGUUUGUGCUGAGUUUUGUGAGGGCGUUGGACGAGGCGCGGGAGAAGGGGAGGGACCUGGGGUUUGGCUUCGGUAACCUGGCCCAGGAGGACGUCAUGCGGACGUUGAGGUAUGUGGCGGAGACUGAUAAUGAUGGCUUGGUGGUGCAGCAUGCGAAGGAUGUGGUGGAGAGUUUGGAGAACUGGAGGCUGGUGAGGUUCUUGUCGACCGGGUCUGGUCAGGAUCAGGCUCUUGGUGGUGGGCUCACCAAGCUGGCUGGGUUGGAUAUCAAUCCCGGGAAUGGUAACCCGGGGAGUGAUGAUCCGGGUGAGGGUAGCUCCCGACCUAAGAAGCCUCGUAUUGAGGAGAUCGAGUAGAUAAAUGGGCAAAAAAGGCCGAACUCCAAGUGCAGAUGUCGACUAUGGAAUCUU
Chaetomium fimeti is the source of this 3076-nucleotide messenger RNA. RefSeq lists its product as uncharacterized. Bases 296 to 3022 code for a protein of 908 amino acids. Gene Ontology annotation, biological process: protein secretion. The record is from RefSeq and is a predicted model, not a curated record. Lineage: Eukaryota; Fungi; Ascomycota; Sordariomycetes; Sordariales; Chaetomiaceae. The transcript is spliced from 3 exons.